Messenger RNA from Aspergillus heteromorphus CBS 117.55, 1635 nucleotides. RefSeq names its product multicopper oxidase abr1 (gene abr1). Gene Ontology annotation, molecular function: copper ion binding; ferroxidase activity. Gene Ontology annotation, biological process: cellular response to iron ion starvation; reductive iron assimilation. Gene Ontology annotation, cellular component: high-affinity iron permease complex. The record is from RefSeq and is a predicted model, not a curated record. The coding region runs from base 1 to 1635 and encodes 544 amino acids. Lineage: Eukaryota; Fungi; Ascomycota; Eurotiomycetes; Eurotiales; Aspergillaceae. The transcript is spliced from 3 exons.
AUGAUCCGGACCCUCUUGACGCUCGCCCUGUACGGGUUGGUGCAAGAUACGCUGGCAAAAGAUGUGUAUCUCGAUUGGAAUAUAACGUGGGUCACUGCUGCGCCUGACGGUUAUGCGCGCCCGGUGAUUGGAAUCAAUGGCCAAUGGCCGUGCCCGCAGAUUGAUGUCAGUGUUGGCGAUAACCUCGUCGUUGACGUUUACAACGCCCUCGGCAACCAGUCCACCGGAAUCCACUGGCAUGGCCUGCAUCAGAAUUAUAAUGGAUACAUGGACGGUGCUCCAGGGGUUACUCAAUGCGAGCUUAGACCCCACCAGCGGAUGCGCUAUGUUGUUCCGAUGAAUCAAACCGGGACGUAUUGGUAUCAUUCCCACGAAACGGGCCAGUAUCCGGACGGCCUGCGAGGCCCGAUCGUCGUGCAUGACACCGUCCCCCUGCCGUUCGAAUACGAUGAAGAAAUAACACUGACAUUAACGGACUGGUACCAUGUGCAAAUGCCCCAGCUGGUCUCUGAAUUUGAAGCGCCGUCCGAAUACGCCUCUGUCGGUGGUCAAGAACCCCUUCCUGAUGCUGUAUUGUUCAACGAUGCAUUCGGCACCAAGAUCAAGGUCAAGCCGAGCACGACGUAUCUGAUCCACGUUGUGUGUAUGGGGAACUGGGCAGGUCACGCACUCAUCAUUGAUGACCACGACAUGACAAUCGUGGGCGCGGAUGGCAUUGGCAUAGAACCGCACUUCCUCACGCCUCAGUAUAUCCGAAUGACGGUCGGGCAGCGCUUGGAUAUCCUCCUCACCACGAAGGAUGAUACUAGCAGAAACUAUCCAAUCUGGGACGGGCUCGAUAUCGACGAGAUGUUCAAGCAAGAAAAUCGGUCCAUUCCUGACGGUUACAAUCCCAAUGGCACAGCGUGGCUCACAUAUGACGACAGCCUGCCGUUCCCACCAAUGCCUGACAUCCACAUUGGCAACGCAAGUCUGGACUUCCUUGACGAUGUGACUUUGCAGCCAAGAGACCGACUGCCUUUGAUUGAGCCUGUUGACCUUCAGAUCAUUCUUGACACGGACGCGACCACUCUGGACGGGAAGCCUGCCUACACCAUAAACAACAUGACAUACAAGACUCCAAAUGAGCCCACAUUGUACACUGCCAUCGCUGCUGAUCCCGAAACGGCCAUGGAUCCCUCAAUAUAUGGCGAGGUCAAUCCCUUCGUUGUUAACUAUGGCGAUGUGGUGGAGAUUGUGCUGAACAACCAUCAUACCAAUCUCCACCCCUGGCAUCUGCACGGCCACGACUUCCAGAUCGUGCAACGGACCUACCCGUACGGUGGGUUCUUCAACGGCUAUGGGAAUGUCUCCAGCCAUCCCAUGCGACGAGACACGAUCAUGGUGGAGCCCAAGGGGCAUUUCGUCAUCAGAUUCCGCGCCAUGAACCCAGAUAAUCUGCAGCGUUCUUCAACUGACCAAUAUAUACGCAUCUGGAUGCUCCACUGUCACGUUGAAUGGCACGUUGAGGUCCGCCUUAUGGCGAUUAUUAUCGAAGCGCCGGAUAGACUCCAGAACCUUACAGUCCCAACUGACCACCAAGAAAUCUGCGGUGGUGCUCCCAGUCAUUGGGCCCCGUUGCCGCCCUUGUAUUAG